AUGGAGCGUUGCCAUCAGCGGCAGAGGACGGAAUCGAUAAUGGUGACGUAUCAGCGAAUCCCCAUCGCAACUUUCCCGCAUAUUAGGCCCGUGUCGGUUCGGCCCCACCGCUAUCCAUUACCUAUCUCGCAAACUCCCGUAUUCCGUAAGUCUAAAAUCGUGUCGGAACCGGUUCGAACCGCACCGAGCCGGAAUAAUCCGCUCCACCUGAUCCGGUGCGAGAGGCGGGGACUUGUGGUGCCGACGGUACCUCGCGUCGUGCCGGCCAAGUUUAGCGCAACUAUUGUUUCGAAGUUGCCUCUCCUCCGUAGACAAUGCGUUGUUUAUCCUGAUGCAGAGGUU
Messenger RNA from Iphiclides podalirius (scarce swallowtail), 342 nucleotides. The record is from the annotation of a GenBank genome assembly. Lineage: Eukaryota; Metazoa; Arthropoda; Insecta; Lepidoptera; Papilionidae.